AUCAAACUAUCCAAGCAAGAGCUAGCUGAUCACAUUGUAAAACUUGUUGUUCAUAUACUACCAAUCUACUAGAAAAGAAAGAAAGUCAAGUAAGGCCCUCCCUUAUUUGUACACCAAGUGAAAAUGGUAUGUUUCUGCUUCCUCGUAGAUCAGACAAAGAAAGUGAGAAGGUGCAAACCAGUGGCCGGGAUGUGCUCACGGUGCGGCGGAGGAGCCAGCGUUGCUGAUAUGAAAACAGAAACCAGGUUCUGUCAUGUCCCUUUUUACUGGAGGUCCUGGAAAGCCAUAAUGUGUACUUUCUGUGGUUCUGUUCUCAGGUCUUACCAUUGAUCCGCUCUAAGAUCAACCCGUAUAACCAAACAUAGCCGGUAUAUCUCACUUGAAGGACGUAGUGUAUGGGCAUCAGUCGAUAUCUAACUUUAUUAUUAUUAGUUUCAUUUGAAUCCUGUACUACCAGCCUAUUCGAAUUGGGCCAGUUCACCUUAUGUUGCUAAUUUGCUAUAAUUAUGGAUGGAGUCAUGUAGACAUGUAAUUUUGAUUCAAUUUUAUUGAAAUGUUGAACCACUUCCUUCUCCUUUGUUUAAAA
Molecule: messenger RNA, 586 nt
Organism: Daucus carota subsp. sativus
Lineage: Eukaryota; Viridiplantae; Streptophyta; Magnoliopsida; Apiales; Apiaceae
Exons: 1
Coding region: 124-330 (68 amino acids)
Source: RefSeq, a predicted model, not a curated record